Molecule: messenger RNA, 2031 nt
Organism: Microthlaspi erraticum
Lineage: Eukaryota; Viridiplantae; Streptophyta; Magnoliopsida; Brassicales; Brassicaceae
Source: the annotation of a GenBank genome assembly
AUGGGAUUUCCUUACCGCGGUUCAAAGAAGAAUGAGAUUUCAUCCAAAAUGGAUCAACUGGAUCCACCAAUGCGUCUCAUCAGUCACAUAUUCAUACCUCAUCAACAACCCGGCUCAUGGACAGGUCACUCCACAGAGAGGAAUAAGAUAGGGGGAUCCGCUUUCUCCUUACAUCUUCAUCUUGUGUGGUGCAGUAUUGUCAGGCUUAUGCAGAAGAGCUCAGGGACAAGGAAAGCUUCCUGGGAUUCGUGUGGCUACAAACAGCCCCAUAAUGAAUCAUCUUCUCUUUGCAAACCCGGCUCAUGGACAGUAUUGUCAGGCUUAUGCAGAAGAGCUCAGGGACAAGGAAAGCUUCCUGGGAUUCGUGUGGCUACAAACAGCCCCAUAAUGAAUCAUCUUCUCUUUGCAGAUGACACAAUGUUUUUCUGCAAGUCAAGUUCAAACAACUGUAAGACCUUAAAGAGAAUACUACAGGAGUAUGAACAAGCGUCUGGUCAAAUGAUCAAUGUGGACAAGUCAUCCAUCACUUUCUCACCGAAAACGUCCCAACUUGCAAGGAAUCAGGCCAAACAAAUCCUUGGAAUAACAAAAAAAGGUGGACAAGGAAAGUACCUGGGCUUGCCGGAGCAUUUUGGCCGUAAGAAGAAAGAUCUGUUUGCCCUGACCGUAGACAUGAUUAGGCAAAGGGCAAUAAAUUGGUCGUCACGUUUCCUCUCAAGUGCUGGCAAGAUGACCAUGCUAAAAUCAGUGCUCUCAUCAAUACCGACGUACACGAUGCAAUGCUUCAAAUUUCCCGUUGGACUCUGUAAAAGAAUUCAAUCAGCGCUCACGAGUUGGAGAGUUUACUCGAAUCCCUCAUGCCUGCUAGCCAGAGUACUGAUCGGAAAAUAUUGUCAGGACAAACCAUUCCUUGAAGUGAGUUCCCAUCAAGCAGCUUCGCAUGGCUGGAAAGGCAUUCUGAUAGGAAGGAACCUAGUGCUGGAAAAUUUAGGAAAGGCCAUAGGAGAUGGAAAAACCACAAACAUCUGGCACGAUGCUUGGUUGUCAACGGUAACGCCGCAAAGACCAACCGGACCAGCAACAGAACAAUCAGCAAAGUGGAUGGUGGCAGAUUUGUUCUUGCCUGACACUAACCAUUGGGACACUGAGAGAGUCAGGCUCGUCUUCCCGGAGCUCGCAGAUACGAUCCUAAGCAUACGACCAAGCCUCUCGGGGUGCAAAGACAAAUACAUCUCGCUACCGUCAAAGUCAGGAGCCUAUACAACGAAGACAGGAUACCAUACUGCCUACAAGAACAGCUACAAACCAAGAGACACACAGUCAAUGGAGCCGGCAAUUGACUGGAUUGCAGAUAUCUGGUCGCGGAAAACAUCGCCAAAACUACAAGUCUUCCUUUGGAAGUUGGCCAAUGGUGCACUAGCCCUAGGCUCCAAUCUAAGCUCUCGUGGCCUUGCCAUAGCUUCAAACUGCCAGUUCUGUGGCGAGCCGGAAACGUGUGACCACCUUCUGUUCCACUGUGUAUUUGCACAUGAGAUAUGGUGCCUGGCCCCGUUCAAAGAUCAACUUGAGUCCCAUCAGGUGCAGACCUUCGCAGAAGCCCUGAAAUCGUCGUUCAAAUGGAAAGUCCUUCCACCAAUUGGCGUAGAAGCAUGCUCCUUGUUCCCCUGGAUUUGUUGGGCAAUCUGGGGAGCUCGAAAUCGGAAAUUUUUUGAGAAUAGAACCUGUGAGAAAUUUGACACCAUCUCUAAAGCAAUUGCUGAUGCGAGGGAAUGGCAAGAAGCACAACCGGAGAAAGUGAAUAUGAAGACAGUGUUACCACAAGCUCCAUCAUCGUCCGAUCAUUCCAAUCUCAUCACGAUCUACACAGAUGCGGCCUGGUCCAAAGAUUUGAAAAUCGCGGGAUUAGGAUGGAUGGCGGAAGAUCGAAGCAAGGCAGGGGUCAAUCAAGGAGGAAAAGGGGAAACCUUAGUAACAUCAGCGAUCGUAGCUGAAGGUAUGGCCAUCAGAGAUGCUUUGAUGCAGGCACGAUAA